This is a messenger RNA of Ruditapes philippinarum (Manila clam), 2168 nucleotides long. RefSeq lists its product as uncharacterized. Bases 180 to 2168 code for a protein of 662 amino acids. The record is from RefSeq and is a predicted model, not a curated record. The transcript is spliced from 4 exons. NCBI's taxonomy places the organism in Eukaryota, Metazoa, Mollusca, Bivalvia, Venerida, Veneridae.
CCCUGUAUGCAAAUUCAAAUGCAUCAAUAUAAAGUCACUUAUAUUGAAAUCCAUACGUUCUGACAGUUACUCAUGUUUUUUUUUCAGAGUCUGACUUCAGCUAUGAUGAUGAUAAAGAUGAAGAUUAUGUCUUGCCUUCAGACAUUGAUUCAGACGAAGAGUUUUGUCCAGCACCAGACAUGUCAAAGUAUCUGAAGAAACAUGUUGAAACCAAGAUUUUGUUUGAAAAUGUUAAUGAAUCAGCAGAUUGCCUUGGUUGCUGCUCUGUUCCAGACAUCCAGAAGAAAACUGCUGCGGCCAAGAAUAUGUACAAGAGAGUUACUGAAUCAGCAGAUUCACUUGAUAGUAAUUGUUAUGUUCAAGGCAUUGGAAAUGAUGCUACUGUUCCCCUGGAAAAUGUAAGCGAUUUAGAACUGAAAAGGUUAGAUGAGGACAAAAUUAUCAGAGAUGUGAAUUUAAGAAAAAUUUACAUGCGAAAGCACAUGAAAUUGUCCGGAAAGCAAAGUCAACAGAUGCGGAAAAAAACUACUGAAAGAAUAUAUAACAAUUACCACUGUUGUUUUUAUUGCUCUAGAUUUGUACAACACAUAAGCACACACAUGAAAACUCACAGAAACAUAGAUGCUGUGCGAAACAUAAUGAAAAUGACGAACCCAGAUUUCAGUACAAUAAGAAAGCUAGGAGAUGAUAAAAAUAAUCAAAAAGUAGUGGAGAUGAAAGAGGGUGAGUUUCUCAUUGCCCGUCGACCAACGAACAACUACUUGGAUGUUCAACAAUAUGGGCCUUGUCCCCAUUGUAGGGAAUGGCUCCAACUUAAUGGUUUAAAGAAGCACAUUCACCAGUGUUUGAAAGGAAGCUCUGAGGAUGAAAUAAAAGAGAGUGUAGGCAACUGUGUCUUGAAAUCCCAAGUCAUGGCUGGAUUUAUAUCUUCAAAAACCAGCAAGGUCAUGAGAGAAGAGGUCUUGCCAGCAAUGAAGAGAGAUACUGUUCGACAUGUUGUUAUAAAUGACAAACUCAUACUAAUGCUUGGAGAAAGUUGGUUGAGACGAAAUGUUGACAAUGUUGAAAAGAGAAAAUACUAUGCCAGUCAGCAUAUGCGACUUGUAGCAAAAAUGUUGCUUGAGUUGAGAAAAAUGAAGGAGUAUGAGGAAGGAAAUGUAACUGAACAAAAUAAUGAUGACACAGAAACUGCACUCUGGGAGUUUCUGAAACCAGGUUGUUUUGACAAGAUUGUUGAUGCUUCCCUUCAAGUUUCAUUGCCAGAUAUGGAUGACAUGAGUGAACUGAAAGCACCCAGUAAUGCUAUAAAAUUGAAGUACGAUCUGAAACGAUUGGUCAAUAUGAAGUAUGCCUUUCUGAUGAAAACAAACCAAGAAGGCAGAGAAGUCUCUGAUUGUAAAUCGUUCCUGGAGCUAAUGAAUUUAGAAUGGAGUGAAAGAGUAACAAAGAUUGCCAGGACUAUCCUGCAGAAGAGAAAGUACAUAGAAAGCAAAGACUUGCCUUCACCUGAUGACAUUGAAAAGUUGACUAAAUAUCUUGUGUCACAAUUAGAGUCUAUGGAACUGAUCCCAGACAAUUACAUGAAAAUUAAUGCUCUGUGUCAAACACGCUUGAUGAUGUAUAACAAAAGGCGUUCAGGAGAACUUGAAGUAAUUAGUCUUCAGAGUUAUGCAGCCAGAAGAAAAGACCUGUCUGACAUUGACGAAUCUGUGGCAGCUGAUCUAACAAAAGUGGAGACAUACUUGCUAAAGUCUCAAGAGUUGAUGACAGUUCGAGGAAAGGGUGGAAGACCUGUACCUGUUAUUGUACCCCAAGAUGUGAAGGGUCCAUUAGACUUCAUUGCAUCGAAGAUGACCAGAAAAGCAGCUGGAAUAAGUGAAAGCAACAAGUACUUGUUUCCAAAUACUGCUCUCAAGUACAUUAGAGCAUAUGACAGCUUGAAGAUUGCAUGCGAUUCGUGCCAGCUGAAAUCGCCCCAGCGAAAUAACAAGUGUGGCCAUGAGAAAAUAUACUGCUACCUUGUCACAGGUUUGUUUCAGCAGUUAAAUGAAUUGAUACCUAUAUGGAAAAAUGUAGAGCUCAUUAGAAGCCGCAAUUUUGAGAAAUAUGACAUUGCUAAAAUGAAGAAGAAAUUGUCUUGGCAGCAUCAUAAACCUUCAGUCUGUUGA